This is a messenger RNA of Lathyrus oleraceus (garden pea), 1011 nucleotides long. RefSeq lists its product as uncharacterized. The record is from RefSeq and is a predicted model, not a curated record. Gene Ontology annotation, molecular function: protein binding. The coding region runs from base 97 to 807 and encodes 236 amino acids. The transcript is spliced from 4 exons. Lineage: Eukaryota; Viridiplantae; Streptophyta; Magnoliopsida; Fabales; Fabaceae.
AUCAAUGCCCAUCAUCAUUUUCACCAACCCUCCAAUUAAUUUUUCUUCAUUAUAUCAAUAUAUGAAUAGAAGACAUUGAAACUACUCCUAGAUGAAAUGGCUACGGAGAAGAAAAAAACAAAAGAGAUAAUUGAUAUAGAGAAACUUCCAGAUCAUGUGGUGAUAGAGAUAUUCAUAAGAACAAGAGUGAAUGAUUGGACACAAAUAUCAUGUGUGAAGAAGCAGUGGGCUUCUCUUUUCCAAACUGAAUGUUUCUGGCAAGCUGCUCUUUCUCACAUCUAUCCAUUCUUCAAUCCAUCUCAAACAUGGCCCGGACCUAUUCAACCAGGCUUAGCCAAGAGGAGAUUCAUGGCCUUUCAUAUAAGUCAAGAGAUAUUAGGUUGUGAUCAUACUGAUAAACAAGCAGAUGAGAUUGUUGGACACAGUUACAUGUUUUUGAAAGAGCAGCUUCAACUUUCUAUUAUGCCUCUUCAUGGUGGAAUACUUCAUGGAACCAUGAUUGAUCAGUUCAUAGCUUGUGGGAAAUCAAGAGAUGUAGCUCAUGAACUUGCAUCUAGGAUUUGGAUUGCUGUUGUUGAUAGUUUGGAAGAAAACCACCACACCUUUUGCUUACUUAAACGCCUUGCACUCGAAGGGGAUGUUUUUCUUCCAUACCCUUACACUAAAUCUGUCAAAGUUCAAUGGAGGGUGUUUGAGAAGCUUUUUACUGAUUUUCGUGAUUGCUUCAACUAUGCAGAUUACUAUGAUAUGUUGGCAUGUGCUAAAAGUAGGUUUCAGCCAAUACCAUCCACUUGGUUAGGUUAUUAGCAUACAGGACAUUUUGCAGUGCAAGGAAUGUACUACUGUGAUUAAUUAUAUUUAUGCAAUAAACAAAAUCCACAUAUUAACACCAUACAACUACUAUAACUAUAUUGUCUCGCAUGACCAAAGAAGAUUUGUCCAUGAUUAUGAAUAGCAAGUGGACAUUCAUUGUAGUCCCUAAUACAUAUACCAACUUCUUUUUUCACAAAA